AAACAUAGACCUGUCAAACAACACAAACGCCAUCUUGACAGCUCGCUCAAAAUGGCAGAAAGAUGUGAGCUCAAAACCGGGCCCAAACUAAUAUACCCGCUCACUGUUUUCUGAAAUCAGAAUUGACAGUUUUUCCAUAUACGAGCGGACAUGGGGCUAGUGUCCAGUUUGGCAGCAAAGAGUCUGUAAAAUGGAUAUAACCACGGCGGUUUUCAACGCGGCCAGAGAUGGUAAGCUGAAACUUAUCCAGAAGUUGCUGAGCAACAAAACUCCAGAGGAGCUGGAGGCGUUAGCCGAGGAGAAAACCCAGGGAGGAACCCCUCUCCUAAUAGCCUCUCGAUACGGACACUUGGAGGUCGUAGAUUACCUUCUUGAACAUUGUAAAGCUAAUGUGGAACUCGGCGGGGCGGUCAACUUUGACGGCGAGACUAUCGAGGGGGCUCCGCCGCUGUGGGCAGCGUCUGCAGCCGGUCACCUGCCUGUGGUGAAGACUCUACUGAAACAUGGUGCCUCAGUUAACAACGCAACACUAACCAACUCAACGCCGCUAAGAGCCGCCUGCUUUGACGGACACCUGGAGAUAGUUCGCUACCUGGUGGAGCACAGAGCCGACAUGGAGGUAGCCAACCGCCACGGCCACACCUGCCUCAUGAUCUCCUGCUACAAGGGACACAAGGAGAUCGCCAAGUUCCUCCUGGACCGCGGAGCUGAUGUCAACCGCAAGAGUGUGAAAGGGAACACUGCCCUGCAUGACUGUGCUGAGUCAGGCAGUCUGGACAUCAUGAAGAUGCUACUCAAGUGCAAUGCUCGCAUGGAGAGGGAUGGAUACGGGAUGACCCCCCUCCUGGCUGCAAGUGUCACAGGUCACACCAACAUUGUGGAGUACCUCGCUCACCAGCCUCGUACCUCCAGAGAGGAGCGCGUUGAUGCACUUGAACUCCUUGGGGCGACUUUUGUGGACAAAAAGCGGGAUCUCUUGGGGGCAAUGAGGUACUGGAGAAGGGCGAUGGAGCUGAGGCAGCCAGGGGACAAAGUUGGGCUGCUGUCCAAACCCCCACCUGGUCCUCCUAUCCCUGCUUAUGGCUGUGCACAGGAGGUGAACACUGCAGAGGAGCUGGAGGCUUUAAUCACUGACCCUGAUGAAAUGAGAAUGCAGGCCUUGUUAGUGCGAGAGCGCAUCUUGGGGCCUUCCCACCCAGACACCUCUUACUACAUCCGCUACAGGGGAGCUGUGUAUGCAGACUCAGGAAACUUUGAACGCUGUAUCAGCCUGUGGAAGUACGCUUUAGACAUGCAGCAGAGCAACCUCGAUCCACUCAGCCCCAUGACGGCCUCGAGUUUCCUCUCAUUUGCAGAGCUCUUCUCUUUUGUCCUACAAGACCGCGCCAAAGGCACCCUGUCCACUCGCAUCACCUUCCAUGACCUGAUGACUGUGCUUGGGAAAAGUGUGCGUGAGGUGGAGAGAGCUGUGGUCCAGAGGGACAACCCCCCUGAAGCUCCUCAGUUCACCAAAGCACUCUCCAUCAUCCUGCAUCUCAUCUUCCUGCUGGAGAAGCUGGAGUGUAGCCAGGAGCAGGAGCACCAGAAGAAGCACACUGUGUAUCGCCUGCUGAAGCUGAACCCUAGAGGUCGGAGCGGCUUCACCCCUCUCCACAUGGCUGUAGACAAGGAGACCACCUCUGUGGGACGCUACCCUGUAGGCCGCUUCCCCUCCCAGGCAGUUGCAGCGCUGCUCUUGGAGUGCGGUGCAGAUGUCGACUCACGUGACUGCGAGAACAACACACCGCUGCACAUCGCUGCCAACAAUGGUUGUCCAGAGAUUAUGGCAUUACUCAUGAAGGCAGGGGCGCACUUUGAUGCCACAAAUGCACAGAGGAAGACGGCCUAUGAGCUGCUGGACGAGCAGAGCAGUGGGCACCCAGCCCUCUACCCGCUGAACUAUGUAACCCUACAGUGCCUGGCGGCACGUGCAAUUGAAAAGCACAGACUGCCAUACAGGGGACUGAUCUCUGAGGAGAUGGAGGCUUUCAUUGAGCUGCACUGACAUCCACUUUGCUCCCCUGAUGAGCCCUGCACUACUCCUCUGUUGUCCUACAUAUCUUUCUCUAACCUGCCACAAAUCCCCAUCUUUAAUCUUCUUUUGACAUCAGCUUUGCUUCUAGCCUUUCCCACCUUGUGUCAGACCAAACAAUAGCAAUAAACAUCCAGCUUCUCAGCUCAAACCUCUGCCUGAGCUCUGGUCAGUUAUCUCUCGAUUCCUGGUUUCCUCUGCUUUUCAAAUCUAGGUGAAACUUUGACCUGACGGAAGCUUUAUCAUGUUUUCCCUCUUUCUAUCCCACUAAAAAGGAGGUUUGUGAUAUGAUGGUGCUAUUGUGUGUAUGGUGGUGGCCGGACUGCAUGGAAGAUGGGUCUUAAUUGCACAGGUUGAAAGCAUCUGAUCAAACUACUCAGAUAACAUGCAUGAAAAAGAAGAGUAAAAAUGGUUGUGCAGAAAGAAACGAUGUGUGUACAAACUCGCUUUAGGUAAUUUUUUUGUUCACAUUCACCAUCUGCUCCGUGUCUUUGAUAUGGGAGGGUGCUGCAUUUAUUGUGCCAAAUAUCAGACAGGGAGCUGUUACAGACUGUAAACUGGAGGCAAAAGGAAAUGCAAUUAGCUAAUCUGUCCUAAUUAUGAGCAGAAGUGUUAGCCUAAAGGUGAGAGAUAAAGUCAAUCUUACAUUUCCAGAAGAUCAGCAGCUUAAGCAGUUUGAUAUUUCAGAUUGGGACAUGAUUUAUCAGCGCUGCAGAGCCAUCGUUUUGAAAAAGGGAGACUGAUAUCUCUUUGAGUUCAUGAAAAGAGCUCAUUGCUUGGCUAACACUUCCCCCUGUCUCCACACAGAUUUUUGUAACCUAUGCAGUUUGUUAUAUUUCAAUCUGAGGCAAACAUUUUCAAGCAUGGAUUAGCUAUAUUAGCAGAUUUAUUCUUUCCUCAUUACAUGCUUACUUUAACAGGAUAAUGACUCAAACCUGGGGCUGCUUCAGUUACGAAGAAUCUUAUCUUCUUAGAAUGUUUUCCUAAAACGCCUGCCUACCUACAAAGUGUACAGUUUUUAACCUGAGCCUAAAGUGUGCCUAAAUUCCCUGAUCCUUGCCAGAGUUAACAGCGACAAAGAUAUAACUUCACUGUCAAAGAAGCAGCUCCAAGGGUGAUCAUUUCAGAGAUGAAUCCCUCUUGUUUCCAAGUGAACUGUCAGAGAGCAAGUGUCAGUUCUGUUUUUUUUUUUUUUUUUUAAAUCAUCUUUUAACCUCGGAUGUGGUUCACAGAAAUGGAACAGACGGCUCUGUUGCAGCCAUAGCUGCAUCUGCGUCUUAUUUUUAAUGGUCUCUCUUUUGUUUACCCUCUGUCAUCAUGAAUGUUUCAUUUGUCUGACUGUGCUAAGCACCGCCGAGUUGAAUGCACACUGAGAGGCUCUAAAUCCCAAACAGACAAACUUGCAUUCAGGCCACGAACUGUCGCUGCCUUUCUCCUUUUCAACUGAUUCAUUUAACUGAUAACUCCAGAACAAAAAGUGUGUUGGGGAUACUUGAAUAAAAUUCAGUGUCGCAACAUUA
Molecule: messenger RNA, 3591 nt
Organism: Xyrichtys novacula (pearly razorfish)
Lineage: Eukaryota; Metazoa; Chordata; Actinopteri; Labriformes; Labridae
Source: the annotation of a GenBank genome assembly